Molecule: messenger RNA, 2037 nt
Organism: Colletotrichum orchidophilum
Lineage: Eukaryota; Fungi; Ascomycota; Sordariomycetes; Glomerellales; Glomerellaceae
Exons: 1
Coding region: 1-2037 (678 amino acids)
Biological process (GO): carbohydrate metabolic process
Source: RefSeq, a predicted model, not a curated record
AUGCCAGCCUUCACCGUCCUGAGCGGCGGCAUACAGACACGUCGCGCCCGCGUCGUAUUCAUCGCCCUUCUUCUCAUCAUCUUUGUGCUCUUCCUCAACAACUCUGGUCUCGCGGGCGGUGGUAGCUACCUGGACUCCGCGCGGUAUGCAGCCACGGGCAGCGGGAAAGCCUCUGGCGCCGGUGGUGAUGCCGGCAAGCAGACGGUCGGAAAUCAGGAUAAGGACAAGCAACUACCGGUCGCAUUUGGUGAGCCCGAUGCCGCCGCCGACAAGCUCAAGGCCGACGCCGAGGAAGGCCAGGACUCGUACCGCAACAAGGACGAGGAGCUGGCCAAGCAGCCGCCCCUGGACGCCGGUAGACCCGGGGAUUCAAAACCCAAUGAUGAUCCCGCGUCGGCACCGAUACCGAUACCAGCAGCGGAUUGUGAAUCUUUUGAGAGCUGGAUGCGCAAGCGGCCCGGCCCGCCGUCCGAGGGCAAACGCAAGUUCCCGCUCAACCGGCCCCUACCGGAAUGUCGCACGUUCCGCCUCCCCGCCAUGGACAACCUCAUCACCCGCAUGAAGGGCGUCAUCAAGGACCCGGACCUGUACCGCCUAUUCGAGAACGCGUACCCCAUGACGCUCGACAGCAUGGUCAAGUGGCGGGGGUACGCCAACGAGACGGACGAGGCGACGGGCGAAUCCAAAGUGACGGACCAGGAGCUCACGUACGUCAUCACGGGCGACAUUGACGCCCUCUGGCUGCGGGACAGCGCCGAGCAGAUCAGCCCGUACCUCCCGCUCCUCGAGGCCUCGAGGGACGCAAACUCUCUCGCGAGCCUGUGGCGCGGCCUCAUCAACGCGCACGCGCGCUACAUCAUCAUCUCGCCGUACUGCCACAGCUUCCAGCCGCCGCCCGAGAGCGGCAUCCCGCCGACGCACAACGGCGCGUACGUGCACAACCACCCCAUGCCGGCGUACGACCCGGUAAAGGUCUUUGACUGCAAGUGGGAGCUCGACUCGCUGGCCUCGUUUUUGAAAAUGUCCGUCUCAUACGCGGACAAGACGGGCGACUGGCAGCACUUUAACAAGUACCACUGGGUCGACGCCGUCGAAGCCGCCGUCAACGCCGCGGGCGCGAUGCGCCUGGGCACGUACUCGCCCGAGGGCAAAGUGGAAAAGUCGGCGUGGACGUUCACGGGCUGGACGAACCGCGGCAGCGAGACGCUGACCAACGACGGACUGGGCAACCCGAUCAAGGAGAACGGCAUGAUCCGCACGGCAUUCCGCCCCUCGGACGACGCCUGUAUCUUCCAGUUCCUGGUGCCGGCCAACAUGAUGUGGGCAAAGUACCUCGAGUCCGCCUCCGAGAUCAUGGCCAAGCUCGACGGCGAGAAGGCCAAAAAGCUAACAGUCGAGAUGCGCGCGCAGGCGUUUGGGAUCCGGCAGGGCAUCGAGAAGGACGCCAUCGUGCACCGGCCCGGGUUCGGCGAUAUCUUUGCGUAUGAGGUGGACGGGUACGGCGGCGCGAACCUGAUGGACGACGCCAACGUGCCGUCUCUCCUGGCGAUGCCGCUCUGGAACUUUACGCACUCCAACUUCAAGUACCCGGACCCCCCCAAGGGCGAAAAGCGGCACGACUACGCAGAGGUCUACCGCAACACGCGCAAGUACGUCCUCAGCGACGCCAACUCGUACUACAUGAAGGGCCCAGCCAUCUCCGCCGUCGGCGGCCCCCACGUCGGACCCGGUAAAGCGUGGCCCAUGGCGGCCGUCAUCGCGGCCAUGACGGCGUACGAUCCCAUCUCCGGGAUCAAGGACGUGGAGAAGGACGUCGAGGAGCAGUUGCGCAUGGUGCUGGAUUCGACGGACGGCACGGGCGUUUUGCACGAGGGCGUCAACAGCUGGGACGAGAAGGACUGGACGAGGGCGUGGUUCGGGUGGGCGAACGGGUUGUUUGGGGAGUUGGUUUUGAAGAUGGAGGAGGAGGGGAAGAAGAAGGGCGGCGGCGGCGGCUUGUUGGCGAAGAGCUGGCAGGGUGGCGGCGCUACGCGGUAG